AUGCUCCGCGCUGCGCCUGUCGUGGGGGCCCCCCCGGAGGCUGAGGGGGCCCCUGAUGCUGCUGCGCUCCCUUCAGCAGCAGCAGCAGCAACAACAGAGCCGGCAGCAGCAGCAGCAGCAGCAGGGACGGGAAAACGUGAAAGGAGGAAGCAUUAUUUCUUUUUAGCAGCAGUGACAACUGAGCUGCUGCUGUGUGCGCUGCUGCUGCUGCUGCAUGCGGGGCACCGCAGCAAAGCGCUGCCUGCGCCUGGAGACGCGAUAGCAGCAGCAGCAGCAGCAGCAACAGAAGAAGAAGCGCGGGCAGCAGCAGCUGCUGCGGAGGUGGCCGCGGCAGCGGAAGCAGCUGCCGCGGCGGAAGCAGCGGCCGCCGCUGAAGCGGCAGCAGCAGCAGCAGCGGCGGAUGCGGAAGCAGCAGAAGCUGCAGCAGCAGCAGAAGCAGCAGCAGCAGCAGAAGCAGCAGCAGCAGCAGAAGCAGCAGCAGCAGCAAGCGAGGAGGACUGGCUGCUGCCGACAGUGGAGGAAGCAGAAGCAGAGCUUCCGGAGUUUCUGCUGGCGGGGAAGAGGUACAUAGCGGAGCAGCUGUGGGAGCUGCAGCAGCAGCAGCAGCAGCAGCUGCCGCAGCUGCUGCCGGGACGCGAGAGCUCCGAAGGCAUGCGCGUUCUUGCUGCUGCUCUUUCCGGGGGCAUUGGCGAGGACCUUGUGGGGCUGGAGCUGACGCUGACGAACAUCCGGCCGCUGCAGCAGCAGCAGCAGCAGCAGCAGCAGCAGCUGCAGCAGCAGCUGCAGCAGCAGCAGCGGGAGCGGGCCUUCACGGUGACCCGGUUUCUGGGCGACGGCGCUGCUUCUGCUGUUGUCGAAAUCCAAGACAAUGCAACGCAGCAGCAGCUAGCGAUGCGGCUGACUUAUGUGUCUGCGGACUUUGCUGCAGCAGACUUGGAAGCAGCAGCAGCAGGCGUGGCAGCAGCAGCAGCAGCGGAGGAGGAGGUGAUGCUGCGCGCUGCUGCGGGCCUGCCUGCUGCUGCUGCUGCAGCGCAGCGCGGCCUCGCCAUUCCCCUUUUUGCUGCUGAAAUUAAAAACACUCCUCCUAUAAUGGAAGGAGAAGAAGUUUUUGUUUUUAAUAGAGUUCAAGUUUUGGAAAGGCUGCAGGGCGAUGCUUCUUUGCUGCUGCAGCAAAUCAAGCACCACCGCAACCUCUUGCUGCAGCAGCAGCAGCGCCGCCUGCAGCUGCUGCAGUUCCAGCGCCAGCAGCAGCAGCAGCGCCGCCGCCUCCGCCAGCAGCAGCAGCAGCAGCAGCAGCUGCGCGGCCAGCAGCAGCAGCAAGACGAGUUCGAUGACCUGGAUUCCGAGGACGACGAGGACGAGCAGCAGCAGGAGCAGCAGCAGCAGCAGCAGCUGGACGAGGUCUGGCUGCCUUUGGAGGCGAAGUGCUACAUUAGCUUCCGUUUGCUGCUGCAGGUGCUGCUGCUGCAGCAGCAGCAAGUCAACCACAACGACUUGAAGCUCGAGAACUGCUUCAUGAGGGCUGACGGCUCUUUCUUGCUGGGGGACUUCGGCAGCAGCACCUGGUGCAGCAGCAUAAGCAGCAGCAGCAGCAGCAGCAGCUGCCAGGUCGAGCAGCUCACAGACAUUACCCCAGUCUACGCAGAGCCCGAGUUGCUGCUGGAUCUCUACGCGAAGCCCCGGGGGCCCCCCGGGGGGCCCCCCGGGGAGGGGGCCCCCGAGGGGGCCCCCCCUGAGGACGAGGGGACCCCCGAGGGGCCCCUGCUGGGUACUGCAGCACACCCAAAGAGUGACUUGUGGAGUUUGGGAGUUGUUAUUUAUCAAGUGUUCACUGAUGGAUUAAUUCCCUUUGGGAUCGGAUCCCCGCGGGAGUCUGUGGGGUUUGUUGCAGCACAAGCUGCUGCUUUGCUGCGGCUGGCGGGGGGCCCCUGGGGCCCCUGGGGCCCCUGGGGGCCCGAGGGGCCCCCCGAGCUGCAGGGGCCCCUCAUGCAGGAGCUCGAAGCUGCUGCAGUGCCCCCCAGGUGGCAGCAGCUGCUGCUGCGCCUGCUGCAGCCCCUCAGGGAACAAAGAAUUGCAGCAGCAGAAAUCGUCGAGGAGUUCGAAGACCUCUACCAUCCCCGCUGA
Messenger RNA from Eimeria tenella, 2124 nucleotides. RefSeq lists its product as uncharacterized. Gene Ontology annotation, molecular function: protein kinase activity; ATP binding. The record is from RefSeq and is a predicted model, not a curated record. The coding region runs from base 1 to 2124 and encodes 707 amino acids. Gene Ontology annotation, biological process: protein phosphorylation. Lineage: Eukaryota; Apicomplexa; Conoidasida; Eucoccidiorida; Eimeriidae. The transcript has a single exon.